Cotesia congregata is the source of this 5472-nucleotide messenger RNA. Lineage: Eukaryota; Metazoa; Arthropoda; Insecta; Hymenoptera; Braconidae. The record is from the annotation of a GenBank genome assembly.
AUGCCUGGGUAUCCACUUCAACCGGACCCACAGAGUUCACACAACUCUAACGGAUAUCCAGGCUACGUGGAAAUGGGUCAACCGGCUCAACAGCAGCCUCCUCAACAGCCUCAACAACAAAACCAGUGGCAACACAUGCAAAAUGUCCCGCGACAGCCUUCAGUCUCAGAUGCGAGCCAAGCUCACUUGUGGUCAGACACUAGUUCCAAUGCCAAGAUCAACAGUGUCAACGACAUGACAUGGUCAGACACUCGCAUUCAGCAACAGCAGCUGCAACAACAGCAGCAACAUAUUAAGAACGAGCCCAAUGUCAAUCAAGACAUAUCGAGACCCGCGAGUCACAUGAGCUGGGACAGUACUCGCGAAGCUCCCCAAACUUGGAACGAAACUGAGAACCCGCAACAAUGGCCCCAACAGAGUCCAAAGAACCCGCGACUAACGCCCUCUCAGCAUCAGCCGCAGCAGUGGCCUCAGCACUCGCCCAAGAUUGUCGAGCAUCCUAGUCCCGCUCAACAAAAUCCGCGGAUGACUCCAGUGUCGAAUCAAAAUUGGCAAACUAGUCCCGAGCUUCAGUCUCAGAACGGGCAUCCCAAUUCUCGGCUGACUCCGCAGCAUCAACAGCAACAGACUCAGCAGUGGCAACAGCAGACCAAAAUUGAAGCCAACCCGCGAUUGACGCCGUCGAAUCAAAUGUCCUGGCCGGACACGCCUACUAGUCAGCCGAAUUGGUCCCCGAGCAGCAUGAAGAGCGACGGUAGUCAGCAGCAGCAGCCUCAGCAAGCUUGGCCCGAUUCUCAGCCCAGUCCUAGACGAACUCCGAGUCAUCAGCCAGCUUGGCCGAACACUAAUCCCAAUCCUAAUCCUAAUUCCAACUCCAAUUCUAAUUCUAAUCCUAAUCCCACCUCUAAUCAAAAUACUAACUCCAAUCCUAAUCCAAGCUCAAAUCAGAACCCACAGGAGAAAAUGGACCGCCAAAUCGCAAACUGGUCCCCAAACUCGGGGCCCGCUGAGAAUCCUGCUUGGACCCAACAGAAUAAGCAGGACAUCCAGAAUUCUGGGGAGAGAGUCAUGUGGAGCAAUGACAGAUCUAAUGGGUUCAAUGAAAAUCAAGAGUCAAACAGGACAAACAAAGUGAGUGAUCGGCUGAAAUCGAUGCUUCUACACAAGCAGCAACAACAGAUGCAACACCAGAUGCAUCCGAUGGGUCCAAAUGGGUCCAACGAUUAUUCCAGCGACGAUCGCGUUAGGGAGUCCCACGAAAACGCGGGUGACACUAAGACACACGAGAAAAGAUCUUCAGAAUACUCGCAACAGUCUAACAUGAUUUCCAUGCCCCAGAACAACGAUGCCAUGACCGAAAGCAGAGUCAGUGACAAAAGUAAAAGUAACGAGUACUAUUCUUCUUCGAGAAAUGUUGAGAUGGCUAAAAAUUUGGGUAGUGGUGAUGAAAUUGUCGCGGAAGUUAAUAAUGAUAACAGGAACAAUCGAAUGGAAAUAAUGAGCAAUGUUAUGUACACUCCAAGACAGAUAAAACAGGAGAUCGUAGAUUACUGUCCAAGCGAUAACGUAGAAGAGGAUCGCAGAAAAGAAAGUCUUCCGAUGGUAAUAAAGUCUGAGCCGGACGAGGAAUCGGUUGAUAAGAAUGAUUACAAGGACCUGCAGACCAAAGAUGAGAUCACCGAGGAGUCAGAGGAAGUCAAUAAGGAGCAGAAAGAAGUUAAGGGUGAGGAAAACGGAAAAUCUUGCGAAAUUUCAACUGGAAUCGGAAGUGGAGCUGAAACAACGGUAACCACAACUGGAAAUUUGAGCUCGGUAACAACUGUCACCACUGGAACCGCGACAGCCAGUGUCGGAACUUGCACUAGUGGAAGUGGAAGCGGAAGUGGAAAACCGGCGCAAGAUGUAGACAAGAGCAAGAACAAUAUGCGGAGCGAAGUACCUGACUGCGACUGUUUUCCGCCAGAUAAAUUUCAACCACAAGGUCCGCCGGAGCCUGGAUCUUACUACACCCAUCUGGGGGCCGCAGCCAGUCUUCCGGAUCUAAGAAAUGAUCUCGAACGGAGAACUGGGCUUAAAGGAAAUGCGAUACGAUUUGAGAAGGUAGUUUACACUGGAAAGGAGGGAAAAACUACUCAAGGAUGUCCGAUGGCUAAAUGGAUACUGCGGCGGUCAGGGGUAGAUGAGAAAAUAUUGUCAAUCGUAAAGCACCGCCAGGGACACAAAUGCGCCACAGCGUGGAUCGUAGUUGUAAUGGUCGCGUGGGAGGGUGUACCGACCCACGAGGCAGAUCGCAUUUACUCUCUACUCACCCACAAACUGAAUCGAUUCGGUCUUCCGACGACACGUAGAUGCGGAACCAAUGAACCGCGAACUUGCGCUUGUCAAGGUCUCGAUCCGGACACCUGUGGGGCCAGCUAUUCAUUCGGGUGCUCCUGGUCUAUGUAUUACAACGGAUGUAAAUACGCUCGCAGCAAAACCGUUCGCAAGUUCCGGUUGUCCGUUAAAACUGAGGAACAAGAAGUUGAAGAAAGAAUGCAUGUACUGGCGACUCUUUUGUCGCCAUUGUACUUGAGCUUAGCGCCCGAGGCCUUCAAUAAUCAGACGCAGUUCGAACGUGAAGCCAGUGAGUGCCGUCUAGGGUUCAAACCUGGAAGACCUUUCUCUGGAGUCACCGCUUGCAUUGAUUUCUGCGCUCAUUCCCAUCGAGAUCUCCAUGAUAUGAACAAUGGCUGCACUGUCGUGGUUAGUUUGACAAAACAUCGAAGCCUCUCAAAAUCUGAUGAUGAACAACUACACGUCUUACCUCUCUACAUCAUGGAUGAAACGGACGAGUUUGGAUCCAAAGAUGGACAGCAAGAAAAAAUCAACUCCGGAGCUAUUGAGAGACUUUCAAAGUACCCAUGCGAAGUGCGAGUUCGAUCAGUGCCCUUGCAGCCAUGCAGACGACACGGAAAAAAGCGCAAGGAAGACGAGACAGAUGUAGCAAACGCAAAAAAAGAUGCGGCGAAGGAAAAAGCUGCCGAACGACCACCUUAUCAAGAUCCAGCGCGAACGAUGAGAGACCCACAACUAUCUCUAGAGAUGAAUCCGAUGUUUGACGGCAUGGAUGCUCAGCUCCAGAGUUCUCAAGUGUCAUCGACGGUUUUGGACAGUCCAGUGUCCAUGUAUCAAGGCUGGGGCUUUCAGGGUGACCAGCAGUGGGCGAGAAACAACUGGCUAGAGCAGCGGAAAAACAACUGGUUAAACCACUGGAGCGAGUAUUCAUUUAGUGGGAUGGAGCGUGAUAGCAAAGUAGAUCCCGAUAGCACCAGUCUGGAUGAUAAUCGACCUCGCAGUACUUAUUCGCAAGAAGACCAUCGUCCAAGAUCGCGAAAUCUGCCGGAUUCACCGAUAAAUCGCGGAUACAAUCAGUCACCUCGUCAUGCGAUGUCGCCAAGGAACUCUUUACCAGCUACGCCUGGAGAAGUUAGUUACGCAAGCCACACGCUUUCCCCGAGGGCUCUUUCGACUCCUCAUGAUCCAAAAAUGAUGUCACCCAGGAGUUCUGGAUAUCCAGCACCGCCUACUCCGCACACCAAUGACUCAAACUACAGUUUGCCGUCUCCGUCUUAUGGUAAAAAUUAUCCAGGCUUCAAUGAUAAUAAUAAUCGCCAGCCUAGUAUGUCACCGCGUGGAUAUUCGACUCCUCACCCUCAACACCAUGACCAACGUUCGUCACCAAGAGGACAGCAAACUCCUGGUCCGGAAAUUCACAGCCAUAUUCAACGAUUGCCAUCCCCGCGAAAUGACAUUCGCUAUCCAAGCAAUAAUAAUCAAAAUAAUAAUAACAACAGUAGUUACAUAGAUCUACAACAAAGGCCUGGUUCACCGAAAUCGCGUAACCAAGAUUAUUACGGGCGUUUAAAUCAACCAACAAACCAGCCGCAAAAUCCGACAUACAGAAAUGAUUACCACGAAUUGAAUCCCGUUGGAGCAAUGCAUCAGGCGGCAAUGUUUCCAUACCCGCAACAGCAAUACGAUAAUUACAAUUACACGGAGCAAAAGAAAGAACAAUUGCCGACCGCAAACAAUUGGAACGCGGUCGAUAAACCAGCUCCCGUGUGGCCAGACCGAGCACUGCACUCGGAACAACCGAAGAAUCCGUGCAUUGAAAUGACGGAUCCAUCGCCAUUUCGCGUCCCAAAGGGCCGUCCGCCGUCCAGAACUACGCCUAAUCAGAAUCCGUCUGAAGCGAGCUAUCAGAAUACAUUUAAUCGAACCUUUCUUAAGCCUCAAAUACCCCAGGAACAACCGAUCAGAGCCGAUUAUCAUCAAGAUCCAAAUGCUCCGCGAACACCAUCGUAUUCUACAGCUAAUAAAGAGGGUUAUGACCGUCCUGUUGCCAAUCCGAUGUGGACUGAAGAAAUGAAGGUUCAGGAGCUACACGCGAUGUCUAAUUUGAGUCACUCGUUUCCCCAGUAUCCGGGGUAUCCUAGUUACACGGGCUUUGAGAAACCUUAUGGCAAUACUUGGGAUGGUUACAAUUAUCACCAGUACCCUCCGCAACAUCCCGUGCAUUCGCAACAUCCCGUGCACCCCCAACAUCCAGUGCAUCCUCAACAUCUCGUGCACCCUCAACAUCCCGUGCAUCCUCAACAUCCAGUGCACCCUCAACAUCCGAGCCAUCCAGUUCCGCAGCAUCCAACGCAUCCUGCUCAUCCAGAACACCCAACGCAUCAGAGUCAUCCGAUACCAGAGUAUCAAGCACAAAUUUAUCCACCUAAACGGGAGCCUUAUCCACCGCAAUAUCCUUAUCAAAACGUAACACCACCUUAUCAAGGAUGGAACAGAUGGGAAACUCCUCGCUGGGAUAUUUAUCCUCCACCAUCAUACUUUCCGGUCUUGCCUGAGCCACCACCAAAAUCAGAACCUCUUGGCGAAGUCGCGGACUACUCUGACAACGAAGAGUGCUUCAAGGACGCUCAACUAGGUGGCGUUGGCAUUGCUCUAGGACACGGCAGUGUUCUGUUUGAGUGUGCGAAACACGAACUGCAUUCUACUACUGCGCUGAAAAGGCCCAACAGACUCAACCCGACGCGUAUCAGCUUAGUGUUCUAUCAACAUAGAAACCUAAACAGGCCGAAACACGGUUGGAGUGAGUGGGAGGAAAAGAUGCGGCUUAGAAAAUUGGGAAUCACGACCACAACUUCCAACACUUCCAUGUCUAAUAGUAUUAAUGACACGAUUAAUGCAGUGGCUGCUGCUGACGGACCCAUAGUUGAAACUCCACCGACCCCGACUCCGCCAAACACAGACUCCGGGCCCAGUGAGGCCCCUUCCGAGGCUUCCGACAAAUCUCUCCAUGUUAACACGACGAACUCGCAGUUUAUGAUGCGUUCGCCGACUUAUACUACGAUGACUUGGACAACUCUGUUCCCGAUGCAUCCCUGCAUGAUCACUGGGCCCUACCAAGAGGGCGGUGCUAUAGGAUGA